UCGCAGAACCAGAGAAUAUCAAUCCAUGGCUUUUGCUUGGGGCGUGCGGAAGUCAGCAACUAAGCUCGCUUCCGUAUGUGGUCGAGUCCGGUCUAUCUCGGCGGUUGUGAACCGUCCGUCUCUAGCUCUGAACCCGUCUCCGCUGAGUCAUUUAGUCUCUCGUGGCUUUCUUUACACGAUGGCUGUUGAUCAGCUGACCUCUGAGCAAACCCUUCUCCUUGUGAUUGAAUCCGAGCUCAAUUCUGCUUUGCAAACCGAUGAUCGCAAUUUAGAGGAAGAGAUGGAUCUAGGAAGCUUCCCUUUUAGAAUUGAAGACGAUCCUGGAGAUCAGAGUGUAACAAUGACUAGAGACUACAAUGAGGAACAUAUUGAAGUUUCAUUAGGCAUGCCUUAUCUUGGUGCUGAUGUCAUUGAUGCGUUUGGUACUCGUAAGGAUGAACUAAGUUUUCCACUAGUUGUGACUGUUACCAAGAAGAGCGGACUCAGCCUAGAGUUUACCUGCGAGGCUUAUGCUGAUUAUAUUGACUUAACAGAUUUAACUGUGAAUUAUCCGGAGGAUUCUUUGGAGUAUCUAAUGGAAACUGACUGGCCUCGUUUCAAAAACUUGGACGAUAAUCUGAAGAAGGCGUUCCAAAGGUAUCUAGCGACCAGAGUUGAAACAAGCACAGUGAAACUCUUGCAUAAGUACAUGAUGAGCAAAAUAAAGAGAGAGUACUUAGUAUGGUUGAAGAAUGUUAAGAAGUUUGUGCAUGAAUGA
Messenger RNA from Arabidopsis lyrata subsp. lyrata, 757 nucleotides. RefSeq lists its product as uncharacterized. The record is from RefSeq and is a predicted model, not a curated record. The transcript has 3 exons. Bases 26 to 757 code for a protein of 243 amino acids. Gene Ontology annotation, cellular component: mitochondrial matrix. NCBI's taxonomy places the organism in Eukaryota, Viridiplantae, Streptophyta, Magnoliopsida, Brassicales, Brassicaceae.